GUUGACCGUCUAGUUUUAGUGGCACGUGGAUGUUGUAAACAGCUUCUCUGGGUUUAUAUCUUCUGUCCAUGGCUGGUAUUAGCGCCCACAUUUUUUGUGAUUAUUUAGCUGCUGUUGACAGGUUUCAGCCGUUUCUGUCUCUUCGGUAGCUGCUGGCGGAGCAUGGGGUCUGUGAGGCUGCUGUCCGUGGAUCCAUCAGACCGGGGCUCCCAGAGAUGCAGGCUGGGUCCGGGCAUGAUGUCGGCGCUGGGUCUGCGCCUGGGCUCCCCUCUGCUGGUGUCUGUCCCUGGUGGAAGCUGCUUGUGCACUGCCUGGCCCCGGCCUGACCUGGCAGAGGGCUUCCUGCAGAUGGACCUGAAAUGUUUCUCUCCCAGUCUUCUCUCUCGGGUCCCCUCACACCUGAGCCUGGACCCCGGUCAGCUAACACCUGUGCCCUGCCUCAAACUGAAAGGUGUUAGGAUAACCGUGAUAGUCCAGAGUGUUGACUUCAGGAAACGCACGCCGCAUCGCCUUGUUCAUGAACUUGUAAAAGACAUGCUCAGAGGUGUUUGUGUCCAUAAUGGGUUUGUGAUAAACCUGGAGGAUUUUGAUACAGAGAUCAGAUAUGUUGUUAUUGAAAGCAUCAAUCCAGAGUCGGAUAGCGCUGGAUUCAUCACUUCGAAGACUUCUGUGGGAAUAGUGGGCAUCCAGACGAUCCAGCAUUACAGGAGUCAGCUGCAGGACCGGCACACAGUGCAGCUGGGGGGACUGGAGGAGGUGAGUGCAUCCCUUAGAGAGAUGCUGAAGCUGCCGCUUCUCUAUCCAAGCACCCUGAGCUCUCUCGGUGUGUCCUGUCCCAGAGGUGUGCUUCUGGUGGGGCCUCCGGGUGUAGGCAAGACCCUGUUGGUCCGCCAAGUGGUGGGUGAGGUGGGAGCGAGCCUGGUGGUGGUCAGAGGGCCAGAGGUGGUGGGAUCCCGACCAGGUGAGAGCGAGGAGACGCUGCGGACUGUGUUUGAGCGGGCUCGAUCUGCAGCAGAAGAGGGUCCCUGUGUGCUGUUCUUAGAUGAGCUGGACUCUCUGUGUCCGAGGAGAACCGGCUCAUCGGCACCGGAGAACCGCCUGGUCGCUCAGCUUCUCACACUGAUGGACGGGGUGAAUCGGUCUGACCGCUUCCUCAUUGUCGGAGCCACCAACCGGCCGGACAGCUUAGACCCAGCACUGCGCCGGCCCGGACGAUUUGACAGAGAGAUUAUAAUUGGAGCUCCCACCUUGCAACAGAGGAAGGCCAUCUUGUCUGUCCUGUGUGAGAGGAUGCCCGUGUGUCCCGGUGUAAACAUGACAGAGCUUGCGCAAACAACUACAGGCUACGUCGGCGCAGACCUCAGUGCCCUGUGCAGGGAGGCCGCCAUGCACGCUCUACGGGAAAACUCCAAGGGUUCAGGGGAGCAGGUGGUGAGCAUGAAGCACUUCCAUGAGGCCCUGAAGUCAGUGCGUCCCUCCUGCCUUAGAAGCAGCAUGGGCAGGACGGAGCUCUCUCCAAUGGCUUGGGAGCAAAUUGGAGGCUUGGAUGACGUCAAACUCAAACUAAGACAGAGCAUCGAGUGGCCAAUGAGGUACCCCGAGGCCUUCGUUCGUUUGGGUCUGUGUCAACCCCGUGGUGUGCUGCUCUACGGACCUCCUGGAUGUGCAAAGACAACACUUGUCAAGGCUGCAGCUUCGUGCUCCAACUGUGCCUUUCUGUCCGUCAGUGGUGCUGACCUCUACUCUCCCUAUGUUGGAGAUUCAGAGAAGGCUUUAGCACAGCUGUUUCGUCAGGCCCGGGCCUGCGCUCCCUGCAUCCUGUUCCUCGAUGAGAUCGACUCAUUGAUUGGCUCGCGGUCAAACGGUCAGACACCAAACAGCGUACAGACUCGUCUUCUCUCUGUGCUCCUCAAUGAGAUGGAUGGGAUUGGUCUGAAGACUCUGGAGAGGAGAGGGACUGAGAAGAUCCUCCAGGCAGAAGGAGUUGAAGAGAAUCGCACACAGGAACAGGUGGACUGCCAGGAAGUAUGCAAUAAAGAUGUGAUGGUUGUAGCCGCCACAAACAGACCUGACUGCUUAGAUAGCGCCCUCCUCAGACCCGGCAGGCUCGAUCACAUCAUUUAUGUCCCGCCACCUGACCAACAGGCUCGAUUUGCUAUCCUGAAGGUGUGCGCGAAGUCGAUGCCUGUGGGUGCUGAUGUGUGUCUGGAGGAUCUCGCAGCGAAGACUGGGCUUUUCUCUGGAGCUGACCUGGAAAAUCUUUGUAAAGAGGCUGCUCUUUUGGCACUGCUAGACGAGAACAUGGAGGCCUCAGACAUCAAACACACGCAUUUCCUGCGGUCCCUCAGCAAAAUGAGCCCCUCUCUCACUGCACAGCAGAUCCACACAUAUGAAACACCUCCCAGAUGA
This is a messenger RNA of Archocentrus centrarchus (flier cichlid), 2409 nucleotides long. It is a transcript of the gene afg2b, whose product is annotated as AFG2 AAA ATPase homolog B. Gene Ontology annotation, molecular function: ATP hydrolysis activity; ATP binding; polyubiquitin modification-dependent protein binding. Gene Ontology annotation, cellular component: VCP-NPL4-UFD1 AAA ATPase complex; cytosol; nucleus. The transcript is spliced from 11 exons. The coding region runs from base 163 to 2409 and encodes 748 amino acids. The record is from RefSeq and is a predicted model, not a curated record. NCBI's taxonomy places the organism in Eukaryota, Metazoa, Chordata, Actinopteri, Cichliformes, Cichlidae. Gene Ontology annotation, biological process: retrograde protein transport, ER to cytosol; mitotic spindle disassembly; autophagosome maturation.